CCAUCCAGAACCAAUACCUAACUGAAACGUCACCAAGUGUACCUAAUUCUAUCCAAAUACAAAAUACAUUAAGAAUAUCAAACCGACCCAAACAGCAUAAAUUGAGAUCCACUCUGUUUGUUCUCUCAGUAUCUUUUCUCGCUGUUCAUUCUCUGCGAUCGAGGGAUGGAAGCUCAAAACAAUCAACAUGAAACACAACCGGCAUCUGCUGCCAAGGCCCCAGUUGUGACUUCAUGUCGAAAGAAGAAGUCAGAUGACGCCACCUUUUUGCAGGAUGUAAAGGAUCAUAUUGAUGAGUUCAUUCAUGCUUCUAUGGAUGAACACAAAACUUGCUUUACGAAGACUAUUAAGAAGAUGUUUGGAAUGUCAAAGGUGGUAGCUGAAAGGAAUUCUAACUCUGAGGGAGUUGAAAGUUCUCUUCCCCUCCAGACAACAAUAGCCAACUAGAGUAUCUUAUAGUCAUAUGCUCUUUCAGCAGCCUGAUAUCUGUUUCAGCUAUAAUGGGUUUUUUUCAGGCUAACGAAUUAGGAUAUAUGUGGUAUGCAUAGGUUUAUGAUCGUACAAAUAAGAGAUUGUGUUUCAAAACCAGGUUUUGAAUUACAGAUUUCUGUGUUGUUAGUGAUACACUAGGAAAUUUUGUGGUUUUGAAACUUUGUUUUGUUACUGUAGGAUUAUCACAUCGAUCAUAAUCAGAUACUAUGUAUUUGAGUAAAAUUGAAUGGAAUUCAUGGUUUGCCCCAAACUCAAACCUUCCUCCCAA
Messenger RNA from Vitis vinifera (wine grape), 760 nucleotides. RefSeq lists its product as uncharacterized. The transcript has 3 exons. The record is from RefSeq and is a predicted model, not a curated record. NCBI's taxonomy places the organism in Eukaryota, Viridiplantae, Streptophyta, Magnoliopsida, Vitales, Vitaceae. The coding region runs from base 166 to 447 and encodes 93 amino acids.